AUGUUCACAACUGCGUCGACUGGUCAUGGGUUCGGAAUCUUGAAGCAACAGCACCACCUGCAGCUGUCAGACAGCAUUACAGCUGGAGAACCUCACUAUGCUAGAAAGAGCCCACUUGUCCUUGAUAUUGAUUUAUAUGGCACCAAAGCGUCAUCAGUGAGAACCACAUCAGAUCAGAGAUUCACCCGCACGGAGUCUGUGUGCGGCGUUUUCGGAUAUCUCCCGCAGCUGUUCUGGUCCAGAAGGCCAAAUAGCACCAGCGUCAUGUUGCGGCUGCCGACUGUGGGGAGAGCUCUGAGCGGAGCAGUGAAGAACCGGCACUCCCCAAACAGCUGUGCGCUCUCGUCGGUGCGUGCUGCCUCGUCUCUGGUGGAGGUGUUUGUUGAUGGUAAACCAGUUGAGGUGGAACCAGGGACCACUGUGCUGCAGGCGUGUGAGAAAAUGGGGGUUCAGAUCCCGCGCUUCUGUUACCAUGAACGUCUGUCUGUGGCAGGGAACUGUCGCAUGUGUCUGGUGGAAAUCGAGAAGGCUCCAAAGCCAGUUGCAGCUUGUGCCAUGCCGGUGAUGAAAGGCUGGAACAUCCUCACAAACUCAGAGAAAACACGCAAAGCCAGAGAGGGGGUGAUGGAGUUCCUGCUGGCCAACCAUCCUCUAGACUGUCCCAUCUGUGACCAGGGGGGGGAGUGUGACCUGCAGGACCAGUCGAUGCAGUUCGGCUCUGACCGCAGCCGCUUCACCGAGAGUAAACGAGCAGUAGAAGACAAGAACAUCGGACCUCUGAUCAAAACCAUCAUGACCAGAUGUAUUCAGUGCACUCGCUGUGUGAGAUUUGCCAGUGAGAUUGCUGGUGUGGAGGACCUGGGCACCACCGGCCGCGGGAACAAUCUGCAGAUCGGGACGUACGUGGAGAAGAUGUUUUUGUCAGAGUUAUCUGGCAACGUGAUCGACGUGUGUCCAGUGGGAGCCCUCACCUCCAAACCAUAUGCUUUCACCGCCCGGCCCUGGGAGACUAGGAAAACAGAAUCCAUCGAUGUGUUGGACGCUCUGGGGUCAAACAUCAUCGUCAGCACCAGAGGAGGAGAGGUCAUGAGGGUCAUGCCCCGUCUGAACGAGGACAUUAACGAGGAGUGGAUCUCUGACAAGACCAGGUUUGCGUACGAUGGUCUGAAGCGUCAGCGUCUCACUCAGCCACUGGUGAAGGACCAGAGUGGACAGCUGACCCCCACCUCCUGGGAGGACGCUCUGACUCAAGUGGCAGGAGCACUCCAGGGCGUGCAGGGAGGACAGGUCGCCGCCAUUGCAGGAGGAAUGGCCGACGCGGAGGCACUGGUGUCUCUGAAGGAUCUACUAAACCGUCUGGACUCUGAGAGCCUGUGCACCGAGGAGGUGUUCCCCACCGCAGGAGCAGGGACAGACCUGCGCUCGAACUACCUGCUGAACAGCACCAUCGCAGGGAUCGAGGAGAGUGACCUGCUGCUGCUGAUUGGAACCAACCCCAGAUAUGAGGCUCCACUGUUCAACGCUCGGAUCAGGAAAAGCUGGUUGCACAAUGAGCUGCAGGUGGCGCUAGUGGGACACGCGGUGGACCUGAGUUUCUCCUACGAUCAUCUGGGAGAAGAGUCGUCUGUGUUGAAGCAGCUGGCAGAGGGGACGCAUCCAUUUAGUCAGGUUUUAAAUGCGGCCAAGAGGCCAAUGGUGGUGGUAGGCAGCUCAGCCCUGCAGCGCGAGGACGGAGCGGCCAUUUUGAAGGCGGUAUCCACCAUCGCUCAGAACGCACGGGUCAGCAGCGGCGUGGAGGAGGGCUGGAAGGUCCUCAACGUACUGCACAGAGUGGCAAGUCAGGUGGCGGCCCUGGACCUGGGCUACAAACCUGGUGUGGACUUGAUCAGACAGAAUCCUCCUCAGGUCUUGUUUCUGUUGGGAGCAGACGCAGGCUGUGUGAGCAGAGCGGACUUGCCCAAGGGCUGCCUCGUCGUGUACCAGGGUCACCAUGGUGACGUGGGUGCUCCCAUGGCUGACAUCAUUCUUCCUGGGGCCGCGUACACGGAGAAGAACGCCACGUAUGUGAACACGGAGGGCCGGAGCCAGCACACCAAGAUGGCAGUCACUCCUCCAGGAAUGGCCCGCGAGGACUGGAGGAUCAUCAGGGCUGUGUCUGAGCUGGCCGGAGUUCCGCUACCGUACGACACGCUGGAGGAGGUGCGUGGGCGUCUGGCUGAAGUCUCUCCAAACCUGGUGCGAUACGAUGACGUGGAGGAAGCUAAUUACUUCAAACAGGCCAACGAGCUCUCACAGAGUGUGAACCAGGAGCUGAUCUCCGCACCUCUGGUCCCACCUCAGGUCUCGGUUAAAGACUUCUACAUGACAGACUCGAUCUCCCGCGCCUCGCAGACGAUGGCCAAAUGCGUGAAGGCGGCGACAGAAGGAGCAGCGGCGAUAGACGAGCCCUCCGUCUGUUAG
Knipowitschia caucasica is the source of this 2460-nucleotide messenger RNA. NCBI's taxonomy places the organism in Eukaryota, Metazoa, Chordata, Actinopteri, Gobiiformes, Gobiidae. The record is from the annotation of a GenBank genome assembly.